AUGAGUGAUCCUGCAACUGGGCUGCUACCUCUCACUGCUGAUAGGGGACAAGUGGAUCCGGAGGAUGCUAUGGAUGUCAAUGAAGAAAUUGCAAAGGUGGGAGAAACAAUCACUAACUCAAUUGUUGGACAGACGGUGGGGGAUUUAUGGACAGGCUUGUGGGGGCAGGCGCCAGGUCAAGAGGAAGGGGAUCAUGUCGAUGCUAGAGAGGGUGUGCCGAAAACUCGUUUCGAGAAGCGCAUUUUUACGUUGGAGGCAGAUCCGGACACGUACUGCGAACCCGCAAAAGACCUUGAUGCAUUCGAACAAUGGAGCAAGUCUUUCGUUCUCGAUGACUUUGCCGACAGGUGCAUUGCCAUUCUUGACCGCCACGCGUCAAUUGCGGAAUUGUAUGAAAGGGUUGUGCCGAAAAUUGUGGAGGAAGACACAUUUUGGAUGCGCUUAUUCUUUGCCAAAAAUGUUCUGGAGAAUGAGGAAGAGCGCAGGAAAAAGCUUCUAGAAAGGGCGGAAAACACGGUCGCAGAGGGAGAUGAUGAAGAUGGCUGGGGAGAUGAUGAUUGGGAUGAUGACACCCAGGUCCAAACAGAGCAGAAUGUGUCCGAUGAAAAAGGAGCAGGUGGGGUCGGUGAAUCCUCUGUUCCUUCGGUUUCUCAGGAGAAUCUACAAAAGGGGGGAGCUGAGGAAGCUGGGCCAAAAACUGGCCCUCAGGAAAAGAAACCGUCGACUGAAAAAGCGGAUGAAUAUAAGGCUGCAGCCUCCAAGCCAACAACAACUCUGGAAGUUAUCUCUACACCGGACGACGACUGGGGAGAGGAUGAUUGGGAGUAA
Messenger RNA from Chondrus crispus (carragheen), 828 nucleotides. RefSeq lists its product as hypothetical. Lineage: Eukaryota; Rhodophyta; Florideophyceae; Gigartinales; Gigartinaceae. The record is from RefSeq and is a predicted model, not a curated record. Gene Ontology annotation, cellular component: cytoplasm. The transcript has a single exon. The coding region runs from base 1 to 828 and encodes 275 amino acids.